UCCACGAUUAAUCCGAAAUCGCCACCCCCUCGUCUUCUUCCCCCCCCCCGCCUCCCCUUCCAGCCGGAAAACAUUGUCAACGUCAUCCCACCGGCAUACCUAUACCCAGCCCACACCACCUUCGCCGCCGAUUCUCCAUCCCGAUCCCCGACAUCGAAACUCGCGGCGAAGUUUUUUUUAAACGAAGCCGAAAAACCGAGACUCAGACCAACCGAAAAAACGCGACGUCGUUUCGCCAUCCUUUCCCAAAUUCCUUCCUCGCCUGCCGGCCGAUUGCCUCACCGGCGAUUCAAAGGUUUUGGCUCUUCAAGAUAGUUUAAUUUACGUGUGGAGUAAUUAUCAUAUAGGAUCCAUGGUCCACAAUGGCCUUCUUUAGGAACUAUUCUGCUGAAACAAUCUCAAACAGAGCUGAAGAAAAGGGUCAGAAUCCUGGUAGAAUGGUUGGAAGCGAGGAUGUUGAUGGGACUUCCAGUGAAAGAGAAUUCGAUAUGAACAUCGAUCCACGGUAUGAAAGUGAGACUGAACUAGGGGAGAGUAGGGUGCCGGAUGAUGGAGCUCCUGACCAUGAAGCUGGUGCAAGUAAUUCACAUUUUCAGCCUUCUUCUGGAAAGGGAAAUGUGUCUGGGAAAUGGGGUUCAAGUUUUUGGAAAGAUUGCCGACCUAUGAGUGCUCAGGGGGUAUCUGAUUCGGGGCAGGACUCAAAAUCAGACUUCAAGCACGUCGAGGGUUCAGACGAUAAUGUAUCAGAUGGCGAGGAUGACAGGUUAGAAUCAGAGUAUGAUGAAGAGGCAAAAGAAUCACAUAGAGAUUUGAAGGGACAUUAUGAUGUUCCUGCUGAUGAGAUGUUGUCGGAUGAAUAUUACGAGCAGGAUGGGGAAGAUCCAACUGAUUUGACUCACUUUAAGGGUUUUAGCAAUUCAGCUGGUCUGAAUUCUAGGCAACCGUCUAAGCCUGCGCCUGUCAAUAACAAUUCGUCCAGGAGUUCGAGAGCUAUGCGGAAUAAUAGAGAUGAUGACAAUGAUGAGGGUGAUGCUGAUUAUGAGGAAGAGGACGAUGAAGACGACCCAGAGGAUGUUGACUUUGACCCAAACUAUGGUGGCACUAGUGUUCGUCCAGGGAAAAAGGAUAAAGACUGGGGUGCUGACUCGGAUGAUGCUGAUGACGAUUUGGAUGUCUCAGAUGAUGAUGACGAUGAUGAUUUUUAUAAGACAAAAAGGCCUAAGGGAAGACAACGGGGUAAUGGCGGACGUUCUUCAAAAUCUGCAAGAGAGCGCAGGCCCACACACACUCAAGCACGGCCUAGAAGAGGCAAAUCAUCAUAUGAAGAGGAUGAGUUCUCUGCUGAGGAUUCUGAGAGUGAGAGUGAUGAAGACUUUAAGAGUCUGACUAGAAGAGCAAAUAUUCGGAAGUCUAAUGCUCGCUCCACUAUGUUGGCACAUACUAGUGGACGAAACAAUGAAGUGCGUAGUUCUGGUAGGUCAGUCCGGAAGGUGUCAUACGUUGAAAGUGAUGAAAGUGAAGAAAUUGAUGAGACAAAGAAGAACAAAUCUCAAAAGGAGGAAAUUGAGGAAGAAGAUGGAGAUUCCAUAGAAAAGGUGUUGUGGCAUCAGCCAAAGGGAAUGGCUGAAGAUGCCCUUAGGAAGAAUAAAUCAGCAGAACCUGUUCUUGCAACUCACCUUUUCACUUCCGAGCCAGAUUGGAAUGAAGUGGAGUUCUUGAUAAAGUGGAAAGGACAGUCACAUUUGCAUUGUCAGUGGAAAUCUUUCUUUGAACUACAAAAUCUCAGCGGUUUUAAGAAGGUGCUGAACUAUACCAAAAAAGUAGUAGAAGAUAUCAGGUAUCGGAGGAUGCUUUCGCGUGAAGAGAUUGAGGUCAACGAUGUGAGCAGGGAAAUGGAUUUGGAUCUUAUAAAACAAAAUAGCCAGGUGGAAAGAGUUGUUUCUGACCGAAUAAGCAAAGAUAGCUCUGGUAAUAUUAUACCGGAGUAUCUAGUCAAGUGGCAAGGACUCUCUUAUGCUGAGGCCACCUGGGAAAAGGAUGUCGACAUUGCAUUUGCUCAAGACGCGAUAGAUGAAUAUAAGGCACGUGAGGCGGCAAUUGCAGCUGUACAAGGGAAAAUGGUGGAUUUUCAGCGGAGGAAAGGCAAAGCAAGCUUGAGAAAGCUUGAUGAGCAGCCUGAAUGGUUGAGAGGAGGAAAGCUUCGUGAUUAUCAGCUGGAGGGCUUGAAUUUUCUUGUGAACAGCUGGAGAAAUGAUACGAAUGUCAUUCUAGCUGAUGAGAUGGGUCUUGGGAAAACGGUGCAGUCAGUUUCAAUGCUUGGGUUUCUUCAGUAUGCUCAGCAGAUCCCUGGCCCAUUUCUUGUUAUUGUGCCUUUGUCCACACUAUCUAACUGGGCGAAAGAAUUUAGAAAGUGGCUUCCAGAUAUGAACAUAAUAGUAUACGUUGGUACGCGUGCCAGCCGAGAGGUUUGCCAACAAUAUGAGUUCCACAACGAGAAGAAAGUUGGUAGGCCAGCAAAGUUUAAUGCACUGCUGACCACAUAUGAAGUUGUUCUGAAAGACAAAGCAGUGCUGUCAAAGAUCAAAUGGAACUAUAUGAUGGUUGAUGAAGCUCACAGGUUAAAGAAUAGUGAGGCGCAGCUGUACACGACUCUCUCUGAAUUCAGUACCAAAAACAAGUUGCUGAUCACUGGCACUCCACUGCAAAACAGUGUGGAAGAACUAUGGGCUUUGCUGCAUUUCCUUGAUCCAGAUAAAUUCAAGAACAAAGAUGAUUUUGUCCAGAACUACAAGAAUCUUAGUUCAUUCAAUGAAAAUGAGCUUGCUAAUCUGCAUAUGGAAUUGAGGCCCCAUAUCCUCAGAAGAGUCAUUAAAGACGUGGAGAAAUCUUUGCCUCCAAAAAUUGAGCGUAUUUUGAGGGUGGAAAUGUCCCCUCUACAGAAACAGUACUAUAAAUGGAUCUUGGAACGCAACUUCCAUGACUUAAACAAAGGAGUUCGUGGAAAUCAGGUGUCACUUCUUAACAUUGUGGUGGAGUUGAAGAAAUGUUGUAAUCAUCCCUUUCUCUUUGAAAGUGCUGACCAUGGUUAUGGGGGUGAUACCUUUGAUGAUGGAAGCAAAUUGGAGAGAAUUAUCUUGAGCAGUGGAAAGCUAGUAAUACUUGACAAAUUGCUUGUCCGAUUGCACGAGACAAAACAUCGUGUUCUGAUUUUUUCACAGAUGGUCAGAAUGCUGGACAUACUUGCCGAGUAUAUGUCACACAGAGGGUUUCAAUUUCAGAGGCUUGAUGGGAGUACCAAGGCCGAGUUGCGUCAUCAGGCAAUGGAGCAUUUUAAUGCACCUGGAAGUGAUGAUUUCUGCUUUCUUCUAUCAACUAGGGCGGGUGGUCUUGGUAUAAACCUUGCAACGGCUGACACAGUUAUAAUAUUUGAUUCAGAUUGGAAUCCACAAAACGACUUACAGGCUAUGAGUAGAGCUCACAGAAUUGGACAACAAGAAGUUGUUAACAUCUAUAGAUUUGUGACAAGCAAAAGUGUUGAGGAGGAUAUCCUCGAGCGAGCUAAAAAGAAAAUGGUUCUUGACCAUUUGGUUAUCCAAAAGCUGAAUGCUGAGGGGAGAUUAGAAAAGAAAGAAGCAAAGAAGGGAAGUUAUUUUGACAAAAAUGAACUGUCUGCAAUUUUGCGGUUUGGGGCUGAGGAACUCUUUAAAGAAGAAAGAAGUGAUGAAGAAAACAAGAAAAGGCUCUUAAGCAUGGAUAUUGAUGAAAUCCUGGAAAGAGCGGAGAAGGUUGAAGAGAAGGAAGGUGAACAAGAGGAAGGGCAUGAACUGUUGAGUGCAUUUAAGGUUGCAAAUUUUGGUUCUGCGGAAGAUGAUACAAGUUUCUGGAGUAGGUGGAUAAAACCAGAUGCUGUAGCUGAUGCUGAAAAUGCUUUAGCUCCGCGUGCUGCAAGAAAUACGAAGAGUUAUGCUGAGACUGACCCAGCCGAGAGAAGCAGCAAACGGAAAAAGAAAGCUUCUGAGCCACCAGAACCGCAGGAAAGAGCACAGAAGCGUAGAAAAGCAGCAGAUCAUUCUGCCCCAUUGGUGUCAAUGAUUGAUGGAGCUUCUGCUCAAGUCAGAGAUUGGUCGUAUGGGAAUCUGUCUAAGAGGGAUGCCUUACGCUUUUCUCGCGCGGUAAUGAAAUUUGGGAAUCUUAGCCAACUUGAUUUGAUAGCUGCUGAAGUUGGCGGAGCCUUUGCAGCAGCUCCACAAGAUGCACAGAUUGAGCUUUUCGAUGCCUUGGUAGAUGGUUGCAAAGAGGCUAGUGAAGUAGAAAGUAUGGACCCAAAGGGGCCAUUGUUAGAUUUUUUUGGUGUUUCGGUGAAGGCCAACGAUUUGCUCACUCGUGUUCAAGAACUGCAGCUACUGGAAAAACGAAUAAACCGUUAUGAGAAUCCUGUUGCACAAUUCCGUGUGUUGUCAGAUCUCAAACCUUCAAACUGGUCCAAGGGCUGUGGCUGGAAUCAGAUUGACGAUGCAAGAUUGCUUCUGGGCAUAUAUCACCAUGGGUUUGGUAACUGGGAGAAGAUAAGAUUAGAUGAAAGGCUUUGCCUCUCCAAGAAGAUCGCCCCAGCAGAACUCCAACACCAUGAGACAUUUCUUCCUCGUGCCCCUAAUUUGAGGGACCGGGCUAAUGCUCUCUUAGAGAUGGAACUUGCAGCUGCCGGGGGUAAGAAUGCCAAGGUUAAAGCAGGACGGAAGGCUUCUAAGAAGGAAACUGGGCCUCUCGUAAAUUCUUCAGCACUUCGAAUGAAGGACAAGAAGGUGAAACCUAAUUUCGGGACAGUUAAUAAUACCCAUAGCAGCAGGAAUAGGCAAAAUCAGAAACCACAACAGAGAGUUGAGCCGCUAGUGAAAGAGGAAGGUGAGAUGUCAGAUAAUGAGGAACUUAGCGUGCAAUUUAAGCAAAUGAAAUGGACUGAGUGGUGCCAUGAUGUCAUGGUUGAUGAGAUAAAAACGUUAAAGCGACUCCACAGACUGCAGACUACCAGUGCGGACCUCCCAAAGGAAAAGGUACUCUCAAAGAUCCGGAACUAUUUGCUGAUAAUUGGAAGAAGAAUCGACCAAAUAAUAUCAGAAUACGAAGACCUUUAUAAGCCAGAUAGAUUAGCAAUGAGGCUGUGGAAAUAUGUUUCAACCUAUUCAAAUCUAUCCGGAGAGAGACUCGAACAGACAUACUCGAAACUGAAAAAGGAGCUGGAUGAAGAGGCAGGGGUGGGACCCUCGUAUAUGAAUGGAGAUGGAGAUUCGUCAAAUUAUUUCCCUCAAUUUUCAGGUCAUGCUGAUAGGCAGAGAGGGCAGAAAUCUGGUUAUCAAUUGUCCGAUCCUACUCCAAAAGGUCUCGACACUGCGAAAUUCGAAGCAUGGAAAAGACGGAGAAGAGCUGAAGCUGAUAUACCUUUACAAACACAGCAUACCCUCCCCCAAGCUCAACCACGGUUGAUGAAUACUAAUGGCAACCGUGUAGUUGACCCUAAUUCAUUGGGGAUCCUUGGUGCAGCACCAUCUGAUAAUAGGCAGCUCAGUAAUGGGAGGCCUUACAGAAUGCGUCAGGCUGGUUUUCCUCCAAGAUGAAAAGAACUUCCCGUCAGGGUACAAACUAAACCCAAGUGCUUGACGGAAUGAGGAGAUUCAAGUGAAAGACCAAUCAUGCCCCCAUGGGCAUUCCUCUUUGGUCACAUUAUUACAAGCUCAGCCACUGGGGGACACUGCAUCAGCCGUUUGGGGCACUGGCAGUGCUAUUCUUUUUCACUCUAUUAAAUAAACCUUUGGAGCUCACUGCUCGUGGUUCUUUUGUUGCUGAUACCGAAGAUAUCCGCGAGAUGGGGAACUGGCAUAAACUGUGAAAGGUGGCUGGUUGGAUGGGGGAAGAAAUCUGAUAGUCGGUUUGACGUAUAAGCAGGAGGAAACAGUUUUGCUUGCGCGACAGUUCUAGUUCUUGGUAGAGAAUCUGUGAUGGAGGAUUGAUUUGUUUUUACAUACAUAGUAAAGAGUUUAGAAAAAGAGAUUAGUAACUCCUCACUUUGAUCUGGAACUCAGAGAAGUGAGUAGCCUGAGAACAGUUUACAUGUAUGAUGAUUUAAUGGGAGAGAAGUUGUACAUUUUAUCAAUUUUGUGCCAUUUUGAAGAGUAGUAGCUCAUUUUUAUCUACCACCUGGAUGAAUGGCUGAAUGAAUCCCCGUCCUCCCCCUCUCUCUUUCUUCCAUGCAGUGGUGAAUUGCUUCUAGGCCAAGGAUAAGGCUGCCAACUCUGUGAUGCAGCUGACCUGGUGCUGCUGUGCUGCUUCCGGCUUGUGUUCCGUAAGCAGAGCCUGGUCGAGCACACAUCGAUCGGUUACUAAAGAGGCCCGGCAAGUCGAUGUUGGAGUAACAACUAUGUACGUAGUUCACCAAUUGGAAGGUGGUGGUAAACGGUUAAAAAUUCGGAAGAGCAGAAAAGACCAGAAAUAGGUUGCAUGUCGUACUAUUGUAUUGUGUAUAUUAUGGUGGAUUGAUGGUAGCCGCAGGAGACCAAUCGCGGGUAAAUUCUUAUCCCAAGUGAGAGAUCUUGCGAAGGGAGAGUAGGCCCCACUUUGUUGGAUUAGUGUAGUCGAGGCUUGUGGUUCUUUCUUCCCUUUCCUUUUUACAUAUAGAAAUCCCCAACUUCCCUCUCCUCCGUUCUCUACCGUUUGGCCUUGUUUUAAAUAUAACCACUCUUUGUCUUGUGUAUUGCUUGCCCCUCGCCAAAACACGCACAUCGGUCGCCGGAGAAUUCCCGGGCGAUAGGGCCGGAAGGAGAGUGAGCCCUGAAAAGAUAAUUACUCUGUGAAAACAUGGAUUACACAUAUGCACCCGGCAGGAACCACCUGUUCGUCCCCGGUCCGGUCAACAUCCCGGAGCCGGUCCUUCGCGCCAUGAACCGAAACAACGAGGAUUACCGCUCCCCUGCCGUCCCUGCUCUCACCAAGACACUCCUCGAGGACGUCAAGAAGAUCUUCAAGACCACUACCGGCACUCCCUUCCUCUUCCCCACCACCGGUACGGGGGCAUGGGAGAGUGCUCUCACCAACACUCUGUCGCCAGGGGACAAGACGAUUUCGUUCCUGAUUGGCCAGUUCAGCCUGCUGUGGGUUGAUCAGCAGAAGCGCCUGGGCUUCGAUGUUGAUGUUGUGGAGAGCGAUUGGGGUGAAGGUGCCAAGCUCGAUGUCCUCGCAGCUAAGCUUGCUGCCGACCCUUCGCAUACCAUCAAGGCGAUUUGCAUCGUUCACAAUGAGACUGCCACUGGUGUCACCAACAACUUGGCCAAGGUCAGAAAGAUUCUCGGUGAGUGUCACAUACAGGACUAUUAUACAACUUGCAAUUAAUUUCUUUUGCAUCUUAUCUUGGUACCUGAAAAUGAGGGUCUUUUUGUUUUUUGUUUUGUGUGGUUGGAGUGCAGAUGAUUACCGCCACCCGGCUCUGCUCCUGGUGGAUGGAGUGUCCUCAAUCUGUGCACUUGAUUUCCGUAUGGAUGAGUGGGGAGUGGAUGUGGCACUGACUGGCUCUCAGAAGGCUCUUUCCCUACCAACUGGGCUGGGAAUUGUGUGUGCAAGCCCUAAGGCUCUCGAGGCUGCAAAGACUGCCAAAUCUUACAGGGUGUUCUUUGACUGGAGUGACUACUUGAAGUUCUACAAGAUGGGAACCUACUGGCCAUACACACCUUCCAUACAGCUGCUGUAUGGGCUCAGAGCAGCUCUGGACCUUCUCUUCGAGGAAGGGCUCGACAAUGUCAUUGCCAGGCACGCCCGCUUGGGCAAAGCCACUAGGCUUGCAGUGGAGGCAUGGGGAUUGAAGAACUGCACCCAGAAGGAGGAAUGGGUGAGUGACACAGUGACUGCUGUGAUGGUUCCUCCAUACAUUGACAGUGCAGAGAUAGUUAGGAGGGCAUGGAAAAGGUACAACCUCAGCUUAGGCCUGGGGCUUAACAAGGUUGCUGGCAAGGUCUUCAGAAUAGGCCAUCUGGGCAACUUGAAUGAGGUAUGUACAUCUCUCUACUACACACAUCAUUAUGUAAACAGUUCCUUUCUUUCUAUCGAAAUCGUGUAUUCUUAUCGAAGUUCUUGCUCCCCUUUUUUGUUUGAACGAUCAGCUGCAACUUCUGGGGUGCCUAGCUGGAGUGGAGAUGAUACUGAAGGAUGUCGGGUACCCGGUGAAGCUUGGGAGUGGAGUUGCAGCAGCAAGUGCUUACCUGCAGAACGCCAUCCCCCUCAUUCCUUCCAGGAUUUGAUUCAAUAUGAACUACACAAAAAGGGACUACAAAAAGCCUGGUCUUGUAAUUACAGUCCGUUCUGUUUCUCAUUCAGUUCAGUACUGGUUCAAAGUAUGCGGAACACUGUUGUACAAUAUGCUGUUGUAUUAUACAUUUGCUGCUUAUGAUGAUGCUACCUCCUUCUGCAAGGCUUCUCCUUACAUGAGCAUGAAUUUGAAUGAAGCCCUGAUCAUUGUUUAUGUUGAAAUGCAAUCAAGUCCAGUCAGUUUUUUGCAUCUUUGAAAGGAAGAUAAAGGAGAUGAAAAGGUUUUGUUUUUCAAAAGAGAGUUUUCCAUACUGUUGACCUUUUUCGAAAGAAAGGUAUAUUCUCAAUUUGUUGUGGUCACAAAGACUGCUGAUCCCUGUGAGAAGAUGUAAUGCCACAAGUUGGAAAUUUACCAUCCAACGACCAACAUUGACCUUUAGGGUGCUUGUUCAAGUAGUCUAAUUAACUACAACAUUU
Linum tenue is the source of this 8766-nucleotide messenger RNA. The record is from the annotation of a GenBank genome assembly. NCBI's taxonomy places the organism in Eukaryota, Viridiplantae, Streptophyta, Magnoliopsida, Malpighiales, Linaceae.